UUUAUGGUAUUGGUAUGGGAGCUCCUCUUAACCGUCUCGGAUCGCUCGUUAACUCUAUCUCGUUCCCUCUCCCCAACUGCUCCGAAAACUACGUUCUACAAUUAGCUUCUAAGCUUCAAGAACUAUCUCAUGGCGGUGGCAUUUGCUCAACCUCGGUUAUGGUAGGCGAUCAGACCGGAUCUCGCUAUUCUUUCUUCUUCUUCACUAAUGGCUCUCUCUUCGCCGUUUCUGGUUACCGUACUGCCAACUAUAUCCCCUUUGUCUAGCGACAGUUCCAACUCCCGACGCUCAUUCUGCUACUUCUCGCGUCGGCUCGGCGGUGCUCGCUUGAAUUCCACAGCUCGUACACGGAUUUCAGCCGUGUUUGCUGACCUGACAGAUGGUUCUGGCGAUGAUCCACAGACAGUUGCACAUCCGACUAAGCCGAUUAAUGAGAUUGAUUACACAGGAACACCUUAUAUUCCUGUUUACGUAAUGUUGCCUUUGGGAGUCAUGAAUAUGGAUGGGGAGCUGGUUGAUCAGGAUAUUCUGAUCGACCAGCUGAGGAUCUUGAAGUCUAUAAAUGUUGAUGGUGUCAUGGUUGAUUGUUGGUGGGGUAUAGUAGAGAGGCAUGCACCACAACAUUAUAAUUGGAACGGCUACAAAGAACUCUUCCAGAUUGUGCAUAGUAUUGGGCUCAAGUUACAGGUGGUUAUGUCCUUUCAUGAAUGUGGAGGCAAUGUUGGAGACGACGUUGACACUCCACUUCCUCAGUGGGUGACGGAGAUUGGGCAGAGUAACCCUGAUAUUUAUUUCACAGACAGAGAAGGACGACGUAAUCACGAAUGCCUUACAUGGGGGAUAGACAAGGAAAGAGUUUUAAAAGGCCGGACUGCUGUUGAGGUUUACUUUGACUUCAUGAGAAGUUUCCGUGUGGAAUGUGAUGAGUUCUUUGAGAAUAAAACCAUCUCUGAGAUUGAAAUCGGACUUGGUCCAUGUGGGGAAUUGCGUUACCCCUCUUAUCCUGCAAGUUUUGGCUGGAAGUACCCUGGUAUUGGUGAAUUUCAGUGCUAUGACAAGUAUUUGAAGAAGAAUCUCACAAAGGCUGCAGAGUUAAGAGGUCACUCACAUUGGAAAGAUGGACCAGAUAAUGCAGGUUCCUAUAAUUCCCACCCACAUGAGACUAAAUUCUUUUGUGAUGGAGGUGACUAUGAUGACUAUCGAGGAAGAUUCUUCCUUACUUGGUAUUCUCAAUUUCUUAUUGAUCACGGUGAAAGGGUUCUCUCUCUUGCGAAUUUGGCUUUUGAAGGCACUGACGUUGCUGCAAAGCUAUCAGGUAUACACUGGUGGUAUAAAACAGCAAGCCAUGCUGCUGAAUUGACAGCUGGAUUUUACAACCCAUGUAAUCGUGAUGGAUAUGCUCCCAUUGCUGCAAUGUUGAAGAAGCAUGAAACUGCUUUAAAUUUCACAUGUGUGGAGCUGCGAACGUUAGACCAACAUGAAGGCUUUCCAGAGGCUUUGGCAGACCCUGAGGGGUUAGUUUGGCAAGUGUUAAAUGCUGCUUGGGAUGUUGGAAUAAAGGUGGCAAGUGAGAAUGCACUCCCUUGCUAUGAUAGAGAAGGCUACAAUAAGAUAUUACAAAAUGCAAAGCCUCCUAGUGAUCCUGAUGGGAAACAUUUAUCUGCUUUCACUUACCUCAGGCUUAAUCCAACUCUUAUGGAGAUAAACAAUUUCUCCGAGUUUGCACGAUUUGUCAAGAGGAUGCAUGGCCAAUCAUCCGAAAAUGUGCAGGCUCUGAGUGAAUUCUGAGAACACACUGUUAUGUUUCCUUCCAGGUUCAGAAGAUGUUGUUAUUUUUGGUUCAUAUUGAAAACAAAACAAAACAAAAUGACGCCUAAUAAGAAUAUGUACGCCUGUCUUAUUGCGGCGCUAUCAUGUUGAUUCGCUCAAGGACAUUGUAACAUUAUCAUACUUUAUCUAUCUUUAGAUUCAAUGACUAAAACACAGAACAAUCUCUACUGGUGGCAGUUUGUUACUACUAUAGAAUGUUGGUUAUAGAAAUGGACCAAUUAUU
Messenger RNA from Impatiens glandulifera, 2053 nucleotides. Its product is annotated as beta-amylase 2, chloroplastic. Gene Ontology annotation, molecular function: beta-amylase activity. Gene Ontology annotation, biological process: polysaccharide catabolic process. The transcript is spliced from 9 exons. NCBI's taxonomy places the organism in Eukaryota, Viridiplantae, Streptophyta, Magnoliopsida, Ericales, Balsaminaceae. The record is from RefSeq and is a predicted model, not a curated record. Bases 208 to 1788 code for a protein of 526 amino acids.